Messenger RNA from Bombina bombina (fire-bellied toad), 2200 nucleotides. Its product is annotated as proton channel OTOP2. Bases 288 to 2003 code for a protein of 571 amino acids. The transcript has 6 exons. The record is from RefSeq and is a predicted model, not a curated record. Gene Ontology annotation, biological process: proton transmembrane transport. Gene Ontology annotation, cellular component: membrane. NCBI's taxonomy places the organism in Eukaryota, Metazoa, Chordata, Amphibia, Anura, Bombinatoridae. Gene Ontology annotation, molecular function: proton channel activity.
ACUGGUUUUAUUAGGAGUACAGUUAUUUAUGAGCUUAAGGCAGAAAAAGUCCAAAUACUGAGAGUUGGCAUUUAUUCAUACAGAUUCUUUCAAAGCAAAUAGGCUCACCCAGAACAUUUAACAAACAAAAGAGCUAAUAUCAGAAGUGGACACUGACCCUGUCUAGUGCAAACUGCAAAGAGUUGGCACUGCCUUGUGGACUCUGGUACAGACAAAGCACUGGAACUGACCCAGACACAGAGGGUUGGGACAAUCCACAUAAACAGAUAACUGUUUGCCCAGCUAAUAUGGAGAAUAGUCAGGACUUGCACUCCUCUGAUUCCCCUUCAGACAACCAGGUGGCUUCUUCUCCAACACAUCAAAGACCACCAGAAAAAUGGAAAAAAGGUGGACGACUUCUAUCUGGUCUUAUUGGUUCUAAUGUCCUAUUGUUCAGCUGCACCUUGAUAACCGUUGUCUUUACUAAGGAACUGGAUAUGUGGGAGACAGACUUGCUCAUAUAUCUGUCGGUCCUGAUGCUGAUCUGCAUUCUAUGGAUGUGUUUCCAGAUGUACUUCUCCUAUAUGUACAAUGGAGCAGUCACUUACAAGGAUUGUCGGGCAGGACCUAUAUGGAUGAGAGGGAGCAUCGUCCUGUUUGGGAUUGGGACAAUCAUUAUGAACGGCUUUAGGAUCAUAAACUCAGCGAGGCGUCUGCACUGCCCGAACUACAUCAUCAACAUUAUCCACCCUGCCAUACACGCUACAUUUGUCAUUGUUCAGACUUACUUCUUGUGGGUUUCUUGCAAACACUGUGUUCAGAUGUAUGUCAACAGCACCAGGUGUGGUCUGAUGUUUUUGCUGACAGUGAAUUUGACCAUCUGGGUGAUUGCAGUGAUUGAGGAAGCCAGACAUCACACUCUUCAAAUGGAGCGAUAUCUGGAGGCAAACAGUUCAGUGACCAUGAACACAGAACACGAAGAACACUCCGAGAUCUCAGAGUCAUCUCAUUGUAAUUCCAUUCGCAGGUUUCUCCCCAUCUCAUUUAUCUAUCUGUAUCCCUUCUACAUUGAGUACAACCUCCUUUCAGCAGCCAUGGUUUACAUCAUGUGGAAAAACGUGGGGCGGCAAAUAGAUGAUGAUACAUCACAUCACCAUGGGCUGGGUCCAGGAAUUCGAGAACACAUUCCCAUCUUUGGCCUGUUCUCUGGAGUUACUAUAUUGGUCACUGGACUCGUGAUGUUUAUUUUAUAUGAAGUAGGGAGAGAGCACAACAAACCAGAUUUGCUAUCACUGACAGUGUUUUACUAUUUUCAUGUGAUCAGCCUUAGUCUUAUGAGUCUAGCCACUAUGGUGGGGAUCUCAAUAUUCAGGUUGGAUAAGAGACGCAUGGACAAUGAAAAGAAUCCUAGUCGAACGCUGGACAUGACCCUGCUCUUGAGUACUACUUUAGCUCAAUAUGGUAUCUCCUAUUAUUCUAUAAUAGCCACUGUGGCCUCCCCUCCACUCAAACUUCUCAGCUCACUUAGUCUUACAUACUCAUUAUUGAUGAUUGUCCAGCAUACUUUGCAAAACACCUUUAUUAUUGAGGGUCUCCAUCGACUCCCACCACACCUCCGCCUUAACUCACAUGGACAGUCAAACCAUCCCACAUUUCAAAACCGCCAAGGCCAAAGAAAACAUGUCACUAUUCAAGAGAUGGAGGAGGUCUCUUGUGUCCAAGAACAUGAAGAUCCACCUAUUGCCAGACGUCUGUCCAGAAGGGCUACAUUUACUGCUCAUAUAAGGAAACAUCUCAAAAAAAGAAAGACACUAAAGGAUAUUUAUUUAUUUCUCUUCCUCUCUAACAUUAUUUUUUGGAUCUUGCCAGCAUUCGGGGGUUGGAUCUGCUUUGACACUGGUCUGGAAGUAAAGUUUUUUGGAUUUUUUAUGUGGGCUGUCAUUACCAACAUCUGCCUUCCAUUUGGGAUAUUCUACCGGAUGCACGCAGCAGCCAACCUACUGGAGCUAUACAGCAUGACAUAGCAUGACACAACUCAAUCCUGCACAUGUUAUGGAACUCUAUAAACUUCUUGCACUGGAUGUUACUGGGCAGCAAAUUGUGCUAACGUUUAGGGCAAAGAGAAUGAUGCAGACAUUGUAAGCAGAAUUUAAAACGUACUCCUUAAUUUAAUGAAUAAAUGAUAUAUUCUUCAAGGCAAUAAAUUAUUUAUAUUCCAUGA